AUGAAAGGUCUGACCCAAAGACAAGGCCCUUUUGUCCUUUGGGUUGUCCACGUGUUGGGUUGUUUGGGCCAUAAACGGCUCAAGUGCUUCCGUAUUCCCGGUUUAUUAGUGAAUUUUUGGCAUAAAUCAUUUAAGGAAAAGCCUAAUCCAGUGCCUAAUCCUAAUCCAAAACGGCUCUACCAAAAAAAAUUUUAUUGUCAAUUUCAUUCUGGUUGUACCUACAACGAGAGAAAGCUCGCAAUCUCAUUAUUAAAAAAUCGUGAUCCUGCGCCUAAAACCUGGAAAAAAUAUCCUGUGACGAUUAGAGGAGGAGCAAAUUCAUAUGAAGAAGCUGAGACUCGUUUGAAGGAAUUGAGACACCAUCCCUAUGAAUUUACCUCGGAAGAUGACGUGUACAGAGACACUCAGAUUGAAGCCUUAAGGAAACGAUUGAUUACGAAGAAAGUCAUUUCAGAUGAUAAAGUUGCUGAGUUAUUUGAAGAGGCCUGCCAGAGUACUGGAUCACUGACUGAUAGUGAACAUGAGAGAAGUUCACCAGAAAUUGAGAAACGAAAACGUCGAGCUCCAAGAAGAAUCAUGUGCAAUUCACGUCGCUCCAGAUCUCUCUCGCCUUUUGGUCAGAAGAACCGAUUGCAAAAAAACACAAUGGACUCAACCAAAGACAUUCAAAGGAUCGGAGAUUCUUCGCCCCUCAAAGUGGUUUCUAAACACGGAAAUCCUCCUCAAGUCGUAGAUAGUGAAUCGGAGUCUCACUCUCCAAGUCAGCAAGGUUAUUUAAGUCGAGGAAAAAUUGGACAACGUUCAUUAAACCUGGAAAAAGAUACUCAAGAGCCUACUGAUAAAAUUCAAAAAAAAUUUCGAACAUUUUCCUUGGUGACCACUACACCAUCGAAGCAAAAAUUAGGCAGUGAAAAUGUUUUUCACAAUGAUGUGAGGAAAGAAUUUCGAGACAUAAAGUUAGCUAUUGGACCAAUAUAGUCACAAGUGCUUAAACUAUUACAAGCUGUCGACAACAUUAAAGAGAGGUUAAAUCAAGAAACACAAAAUAUAAUUGCUGCAGCAGGUAAUACGCUAGUAGAUCUUGAGGAUCAUCACUGCACGACGUUAGCCGAAUUUGAAGAAUUUGAGAACAAGUUGGCGAGGGAUCCUCAUUUCCGAGCGUGUAUCUGUAAUGGCAUAAGUCGUCAAAUUGAUGUAAAAGCAAAGUUGCAAAUCAGUAUUGGCAAAAUCCUAUUAGAUAGAUAUUUUUCACAAACAUACUCCUCUUAAGAGGAGCGGAGACAAACGACUCAUCGUCGAAUGGGAAUUAUGGAAAUGCAUUAAAGGUGUAGAGCAACUAACAGCAGAGACCAUCAUCAAACGUUUGCCGGAAUUGAAAGAAGGGGAACUGAACGACGCAUUGAGCACGGCAGUCAAUAAUUAUAAAUCUUCGAAGAAGAGACCAAAGGACGUUAGAGAUGAAAUUGGAAUUCCAUUGUAACCGAGUAAAUUUCAUAUUGAGACAGGAGAUAUUGUUUUCCCUUCGCGUCUGUAAACUUUUCCCUGUUCUCGGGAAUCUUAUUAAAAUUCUAAAACGUGGAAUAUUGUAAUUUAAUGGAUUAUAGCGACAAUGCGGUCGAUGUUUGGUGCGCAUGCGUCAAGGGACACAUUUUGGCUAGCCCAGCGCAUGCGAAGGGGGGCAACAAGUUGCUUGAGGCCCACCGGGCACUCUUCGCCCAGCAGCGAUAAUAUUCGCAUCAUAAUUUUGUGAUUGUAACCUAAUUUACGUUAUUCGUUAUAUUUUGUAUUUGUGUGGAAAGAGUCGAUCCCCGAGGACUUUGUUAAUUAAGCGGACAGGAUACUGUCAACAUAUUUAGUGAGUAAAAUGAUUAUUAAUAUUGUUGCCUUUGAUUUUCCUUUCUCUCUCUCUGUCUAUUUUCUUUAAUUCUAAGGGUCUUCCAACUUCCACGCUCUGAGUAUUGUCGAUCGUUGUUGGUUUCCGUUAAACCAACUGGCGCCCAAAUAAAUGGUUUAAUCGAUUCAAUUAUUGAUUCGACGUUUUAGCUAUCGAAUCCUUAAGCCCUGGCAGCCCCUGACCCAGGCCGCGCCAGGUGUAGGCCUUCAGCCAAUUAUUAACAAUUCGUGAGCAUUUAUUAAUUAAUAUUUAUCGACAUUUAUCUAAAAAGAAAGGCCUUGUCUCAAUAUCUAUAUACUUUGUGAUUUAAAAUUUAAAAACGAUUACAUCAUUUAUUUUUCACACGUAUACGUCUGUAUUUAUUGAAUUUAGACUGUUUACCACCUAACUAAAUACCCUAUCUGAUUUGAUUAAAUAAUCAAAUUGAGACCGGAUAGGAUAGGAUCUCAAUUCAUUAGGAGCUGAUUCGUUUGACCUGAUCAAAUCCGGAUCUGUUUUACCGGACUAAUUUCUGGUCAAGUUCCAGCUAUCUAGCCGCAUCAAAUUCUGAUCAGUUGGGCCUGAUCAAAUUCAGAUUAGGUCAUAUUGAUCAAGUUCGGAUCAGAUCGGCUUGAUCAGGUCCGGACCGAGUGAAGGCGUUACAUCCCUGAUCAAGUUCUGAUCCAGUCCUCGGAUCAGUACCUGGUUACACAUAAGGUCUGACCUGAUUAGGACUUGAUCCGGACCUGAGUUAAAUUUCCACUCGGGUAGUUCUAUAGCCGAAUAUCAGAGUAUUCAAACAUUUUCCAAAGAUUUUACAACCUAAACUUCGCACUGCCGACCAUAGGCUUUCCAUAUUGAAAUAUUAUAAAAACGGUCUUCAAUCUGAAGAUUAAGAACGUUAAUUUGAACACAGGUGAUGCAAUGGUAAAACAAUCCUCUUUUUGA
Messenger RNA from Diachasmimorpha longicaudata, 2821 nucleotides. RefSeq lists its product as uncharacterized. The record is from RefSeq and is a predicted model, not a curated record. Lineage: Eukaryota; Metazoa; Arthropoda; Insecta; Hymenoptera; Braconidae. The transcript is spliced from 9 exons. Bases 1 to 978 code for a protein of 325 amino acids.